GGGAUUCAUACCUUGAAUGAAUUGAGAGAUCCUGUACAGGAAGAAAGAAGAGUUCACAACAGCAACGAAGAAGAAAGGAAGAAAACACAGAGAAGAAGAAGGAAGGACGGAAAGAAAGAACGAAGAAAUGUGUCGUAGGGUUUAUGAACUCAUGAUCUCGCUUCCCUGACCAGGCAUACAAUGGCUCAGUGUUUCCUGCGCAUCUCCUUCUCGUGCACACGUUCGUCCGUUUCCCGCGACGCCCUCCCUCCCGCCGGUGCUCACGUGUAGCCAAUCUCCGCUGUUUUCAAAUACAGUUUGGGCAUUCAUUGUUGAGUCGGUUUAUGAGUUUUUCUAUGAGCUCUACUACCACAGCCACAUCCCCUGAGCAGGAAGGUGCUACUCUCAAUGAACAGGCGAGGGAGCGAAUCAGCGUGCAACGUUACGAUGUCGAGGCUUGGACCUCCAUCGCCAAUGAGGCACAAUCUCGGCCAAUCAACGAGGCAGCACCACUCUAUGAGCAACUUUUGGCAACAUUUCCUACUGCUGCAAGGUUCUGGAAAAUGUAUGUGGAGGCUCAAAUGGCUGCCAACAACGAUGAUGCGGUGAAGCAAAUUUUCAGCCGCUGUUUGCUGAACUGUCUCAAUGUGGACCUUUGGAGGUGCUAUAUCCGAUUCAUGCGUAAGGUGAACGACAACAGGGGAAACGAAGGACGAGAAGAAAUGAAAAAAGCCUACGAUUUCAUGCUGAACCAUUUAGGUGUGGACAUAGCAGCUGGACCUGUUUGGAUGGAAUUUAUUUCAUUUCUAAAAGCCGCUCCGGCAUUGACCCCCCAAGAAGAGUCUCAGAGGAUGACAUCAAUUCGAAAGGCCUAUCAAAGAGCAGUGCUCACUCCGAUACACUUAGUUGAACAGCUGUGGAAGGACUAUGAAAGUUUUGAAAACUCUGUGAGCAGGGCACUGGCAAAAGGUCUGUUGGCAGAAUACCAGCCAAAACAUUUCAGUGCUAGGGCUGUCUACAGGGAACGGAAAAAGCACUGUGAACGUAUCGAUCAUAGUAUUCUAGCAGCACCACCUACUGGGUCGAUCAAGGAGGAGCAACAGUGUGUAGUCUGGAAAGCACUUCUGAAUUUUGAGAAAGGGAACCCACAAAGACUGGAUCCUGGAGCUUUAUCGAAGCGUGUUGCAUUCACUUAUGAACAGUGCCUUAUGUACUUGUAUCAUUAUCCAGACAUUUGGUAUGACUAUGCCACUUGGCAUGCCGAAAACAAUGCCUUUGAUGCAGCGGUAGCAAUCUUCGGACGAGCCCUGAAAGCUUUACCAGAUACCUCUGUCCUUCAUUAUGCUUAUGCUGAAUUUGAGGAAUCUCGUGGUAGCAUUGAGGAGGCGAAAAAAGUUUACGAGACGCUGUUGCGAAACGACACCACUGCGAACGCACUAGCCUACAUUCAGUACAUGCGGUUUGUGAGAAGGACAGAAGGUGUAGAGGCAGCUCGUAAGAUUUUCCUUGAAGCCCGUAAAUCACCGGGCUGUACAUAUCAUGUCUAUGUGGCUUCUGCUACUAUGGAGCUGUGCGUAGAUAAGGAUCCAAAGGUGGCUCGAAAUAUUUUUGAACUGGGUCUGAAGAAGUACAGUCAUGAGCCAGCAUAUGUUUUAGAGUACGCUGACUUUUUGUGUCGAAUGAAUGAUGACCGGAAUGUGCGGGUCUUGUUUGAGCGUGCGUUGAAAGUCCUCCCACCGGAUGAAUCAGUUGAGGUGUGGAAUCGUUUUAUGGCGUUUGAACAAGCAUAUGGAGACCUGCAGAGUAUGUUAAAGGUAGAGCAGAGACGACGGGAGGCGUUAAAUCAAAAUGGUGAAGACAGCCCGAGCUCAUUAGAAGACUCUCUACAACAAUUAAUAGCAAGAUAUCGAUUUCUUGAUCUUUGGCCUUGCUCAUCUUCCGAUCUUGACCACCUAGCCCGUCAGCAGAUAAUUGCACAGAAGCCUUGGACAAAAUCGGAGAAGCUUCCUGUUUCGCAAGGACCUAAUAUGUUAAGUACUCAGUCAACAGAUAAAGCUCAACCGACAGUAACUGCCGCUGAUGGAUCAACAACAAUGAGUGUAUCUGUAAAUAUUGUGCGACCAGAUAUUUCUCACAUGGUCGUUUAUGAUCCCAGACAAGGCUUUGCAGGAAUGAUGAACAGUGUGCCGAUGCCAGGAUUAGGCCUACAGAUGCGUCCACCUGCUCCACCACCAAGUGGGCUACCUCCAAGGCUUGCAGGACCGCCUCCUCUGCCUCCAGGGCGGCCUCCUGAUGUGGCCCUGGGGCCUAAAGUUAGUGAGGAGGUCCUCAAAUCUCUACCCUCUGCAGUAAGCAGUUUCCUCAGUCGACUACCCGCGGUAAAUGGUCCAAUACCAGAUGUAGAUGUAGUGAUAUCGUUCUUGUUACAGGCAGAAGUACCGUCGGCAUCUGAGAGUUCCUUACAACAACCCCAGCAGACUCAGCGUGUGCCCAGUCCCGGCAAUGCCGGCAAUGUUGCAACCCCAGCAGAUUCCUCCAAUAGCGUCAAGCAACAGCCUGGCACGAACGGAACAGCCAGAAGCGGCAAUCAACAGGCUUCAUCAGGUGGUGCUGAAGGACGAAGUGGAGGAGGGUCUGGACCUCGGCACCAGCGUCAGCAACAACAUAAACGGAAGGAGCCUGACAGAACAGAAGAAGAAGAGGACAGUCCUGUAUCACAGAGUCGACCUCCACCGCGUGAUGUGUUCCGGUUGCGACAGCUGCAGAGGGCCCGCGUCGUUGGCAAUUCUGCACUGAGCGGAGUAGCGUCAGGAGGGAGUGGGGCAUAUAGCGGAGAGCCAUCCGGUAGUUCAGAGUAGUGAUGCGAUGAAAUCAUGUACUUACUGGCAUAGCUUACUCAAAGAUGUACCAUUUAUUUACACUAAUCAUUCGCCAGGAAACAUUCACAUUCUUUUUGC
This is a messenger RNA of Marchantia polymorpha subsp. ruderalis, 2936 nucleotides long. The record is from the annotation of a GenBank genome assembly. Lineage: Eukaryota; Viridiplantae; Streptophyta; Marchantiopsida; Marchantiales; Marchantiaceae.